UGCAGGACGGGCACGCAUACUCGCCAACCAUGAGCUAGGCAUCCUUCUCAGUCUCAUAAAUCUUCUACCUUUUCUUCCCCCUUAUACGUCGCCGCCAUGGAGCAAUCUCGAGCCCAGGUAGCCGCCAAAAGGAAGCUCGACGAUGCUGCAGCGGAAGACGAUGACCCCAGCAACCCCAUAGAGUUUUGGGUGAAACGGGAUCGCUGGCCAAUCCAGCUCUUCGAGCCCGGUAUAGAACACUUGCUUGCACGAAGGCGGUCCUCGUCCUCGCCCUCGUCCUCGUGUACGUUUAUGACGCCAAGCGACCAAAGGCCACGUGAAGAGAAGACUGCCCAGUAUCGAGACUCGCGUUAUGAGACACUGCUUGCCACCAAAGGCAGUUAUAUGGUCAAAUCAAAGCUGGAUGUUGCCCAAGAGAGCAAAGCCCUCUGCGAGAGUCUACUCGAGGGGCACCAAGCAUAUCCCGAGAACUCACUCUUCCGGGAUGACAUCUUUGGCGUAACCUGCCGCAAGAUUCGAAAUAAAAAUGAAGAGCGAAUUUUCAAAGAUAUAAGUCGCCUUAUUGUACCUUCCGCUGAGAAUCUUGCAACAUAUGGCGCUACACACCUCGACAUACUGAGAGAAAGCGUUAACGAAGGCUGGAAUAACUCGAUCCCUUUGACCGGGACCCGUCCGCAGCCAGACUAAUCUGUUGGGUUCUCGCGAGAGGCAUUCACGGAGGAACAGCUUGAUAAAUUAUCGCCGUUCAUUGGGGAUAUUUUCACAGACGUGUCCUUCUUCAUGGCCACUUACUACAUGUAUUCUCCCUUUCUCGCCUGCGAAGUGCAGUCCGGGGCUGGUUCGCUUGACGUUGCGGACCGUCAGAACGCCCAUUCCAUGACCCUCGCGGCCCGAGGCGUGGUCGAGCUAUUCCGUCUUGUGGGACGCCAAAACGAGGUCCAUCGACAGAUUCUGGCAUUCUCCAUCUCGCACGACAACCAGUCAGUACGCAUCUAUGGCUACUACCCAGUUAUCGACGGCAAUGACACUGAAUACUACCGCCACCCCAUCCAUAAAUUCGACUUUACAGGACUUGAUGGACGGGAUAAGUGGACUGCCUAUCGGCUUACCAGGAAUAUCUAUGACAAUUGGAUGCCGGAUCUCUUCAAGAAGAUCUGCUCGGCCAUUGACCAAAUACCGGCAAAGGCGGACUUU
Molecule: messenger RNA, 1194 nt
Organism: Trichoderma reesei QM6a
Lineage: Eukaryota; Fungi; Ascomycota; Sordariomycetes; Hypocreales; Hypocreaceae
Exons: 1
Coding region: 97-687 (196 amino acids)
Source: RefSeq, a predicted model, not a curated record